Phyllopteryx taeniolatus (common seadragon) is the source of this 3771-nucleotide messenger RNA. RefSeq names its product receptor (G protein-coupled) activity modifying protein 2 (gene ramp2). Gene Ontology annotation, biological process: cellular response to hormone stimulus; G protein-coupled receptor signaling pathway; calcium ion transport. NCBI's taxonomy places the organism in Eukaryota, Metazoa, Chordata, Actinopteri, Syngnathiformes, Syngnathidae. The transcript has 4 exons. Gene Ontology annotation, molecular function: coreceptor activity. The record is from RefSeq and is a predicted model, not a curated record. The coding region runs from base 1930 to 2439 and encodes 169 amino acids. Gene Ontology annotation, cellular component: signaling receptor complex; membrane; cell surface.
UUUAAGUCAUAAAUGCAUAAUAACACCCACACCCUGUAUCACAUCAUAACAUGUUAGAUGUUUUGAUUGACUGUGUGUGUCCUCUCCUGUGGGGAAUAUUUGGCAUCAUAAAGAGCUGCGAGUUGUGGGAGAUGACGACCUCAGCCAAGAUCUGUGUGCGUGUGUGUAUGUUCCCUCUGCUCCAAUCCAACACAAACUCCCGGUGAGGUCUCAUCAGCCGAAGCCUCGUUGAAAGGUUAACCGAAACCGUGCCCCACCUGGCGCAACUUCCUGAGUUUGUUCGUCAUUGCCCCCCCGCUGCGCUGCGACUGACGUGGCGUUGUGAAACCGGCGCGAGCGCCCCUUUGCUGUUCCUCGUCGUAUGCCCCCUCUCCUCCUCUCGCUUGCCAACUCCCCCAAGUCGUAGCGCCUCCUCUGCAGAAAAGACACACUUCCUGAUGUCAUGACUAAAUCAAAAAGCCCGGCUAGCAGAUGUCAAAGAGAGGCCCCCGUGAGCUGAUUCUGUGACAUGUAAAGUACCGUGAUUUUGGCCGCUUUGCGAUCAAUCACAGCAAUUGUUUUUGACAAACAGUUAAGCGCACCCGGAAAAUAUUGUACCACACCAAUUUCAAUGGAGCUUUGCUGUGGUGUGGUGCACGGGUCAAGGAAGAAGCUGUGACAUUUUUUGGAGAGGAUCCAGAUAAAGGUGCAGAUAUAGAAAUUGAUUUUGUAUAGACAGGUGAUGCGCAGGUCAAGGAGGAUAUGAAUGAUGGUGUAAAUAAUGGAGUUUACUUUGGACACAAGGAAUGGAGAAGCUAUUGCAUCUUGGUCAGGACCGUGAGCAAGGUUGUGCAGGGGUCAAGCAAGAAUCUGCAACAUGAGAUACAUGAAUUCACUGCGUGGAGGCAUGGUGCGCGGGUCAAGGAAGAUGCUUUUUGCUGAAGACCUGGAUAAAGGUGCAGAUAAAGAAUUUACUUUGUAUCGAGCGUUGCCACAUGGGUCUAUUAAGAAAUCUUGUAUUUUUCAAAAAAGGAUCAGGAUAAAUGUGGUGCGUCGGUCAAGGAAGAAGCCAAUACUUUUUGGGCCAAGUUACUUUGAAGUCCUCCACAAACCAGAAGGAAGCUAACGAAAAAAACCAGACAAUCAUAAACACUUUUUUUUUCCGGGAGGACUGCACUCAACUGGGUGUCGGUGUACUCAUUAGACAUUAUUAGUCGUUAUUUGACUGUAACAUUGCAAUCUCUGUGCUUUUGGGAGUGCUGGGUUGGAGGAAGAACAGCCAUUAGCCGGUCAGCAUACCCAAGCGAAGGUCUGGGAGCAGAUUACACUUGUUUGCUUGAUUCGCACGUUAAGUUUGUUUUUUAUUUGGUUCAAAUGAAGCCAAAUAUCGAUCGCGCAGAUCUUGCAAGGCCGUGAUUCCCAUCCAGCCCCCGAGAAGCUCUAAAUUUUUGCGGAUGUUUCCUAUUUGGCAGAGGCGGCCCCAAAAAAAAAAGAAAAAGGCAAAUAAAUCACAUGCUGUGAGGCUGGCCAGGCCUUCCACUGUGAGAAACUGAGACGAAAAAGCAGAACAAGAGUCGAGGACUAAAGGGUUUUCAGAUGUGAGUCCAGCCCAGCUCGCUUUGGGUGUGCUCCCUUCUUUUUUCAUUUGGGGGAGAAUGGAGAGGACAAUCUCUGUUGCCUCCACCCCCUCGAGAAGGAAGGACCAUCCCAGGGAAGCGCGAGUCGGGAACGGGAAGAGCUGCUGCCGAGGCGCGGGGGCCGUCGGGCGGAUCUGAGGGGAACAUCUGGUGAGGCGGGCAGGGUAGCUCUCCGUCGGACAUCUGGUGGCGAGGGUUUCACGCCGCGUCGUUCUCAUCCUGCCGCCGCUUCCUGUUAUGCCUCGCUGUACCUCGGCGUCUUCGUACAGGGUCAUCCGUGCGGGAGGAGACACCCUGAUUCAUUUAUUCUGACAUGAAGGGAGCGCUCGGUUUGAUUGGGGUGUUCCUCUACUUUCUUUAUGAUGCCACCAUUGGAGACAUUACCUCACCAAGGGCUUGCGGAAAAAGCAUUGUCAGCUGUAUGAACUUACACAUGUUCUGCAACACUCUUUACGGGGGAGCCACCAUGGACUGCCUUUAUGAGCUCCUGGAGCACAUGUGCCUGUGCAACUUCGACAUGGCCAUGGCGGCGUUGAACACCACCGACUGGUGCGCUUGGGGCAACGUGAGCGGGUUGUACAGCAACUUGAGCCUGUGCACCGAGAACAUCUCUGACUGCCUGAGCAUCCCGUGGCCCAACCCUCUGGUGGAGCAGACGUUUGUCGACAUCCACCACAAGUUCUUCAGGGACUGUCCCAUGGAGGAGCUCAGCGACCCGGCGCCGCCCAUCGUCUUCGCCCUGGUCAUCACGCCCAUCCUCCUGAUCCCCAUCAUGGUCAGUCUGGUGGUCCUCAAGACCAAGAAUGGAGAUGGGAGCUCCUGAUCCAAUUUGGGGGAGGGCCAACGAUCAUCACUGGGAAUUUAGAAUACCAUAGGUGCUUUUCAACCAAACACAUCCAGGAACAUUUUGUUCCUGGUCGUGUUAUUCAAAGACCAAAACGUUUCCUAUGAUCUAUUUUAAUCUAUGUUCUGGGAAUUACGCAAAUCAGGCAAAUGACGCAGGAAGGAUCCGGUUGAACCAUUUGCCAGUUCUGCCUUUGUUGUUAUAUUCUCUACCCUUUUUUAGUUUCCCAGACUCGUUUGGCUCAUCAGUUAUCAACCUUGCGAAUAUCUUGGCAUUUUCGUGUAUCUACCCUAGAGGGUUAGGGGUUGCUAGAUUUGCCCUGGCACUAGAUUUUAGACCAUGAUUGUCUGAAGGUUCCUGGUUCCAGGGGAAAGUUCACAUGGACCAUCAAGUCCUUGCUUUAUCGCAAUAAUCCACAUUUCUGCCAAUCGGUCGAGUCUAGUUUGGUCACGUAAAUCCUGAUGCGGCUUCUGUUUUGGGGUUUAGGGACGCAGUUAUUACAGUAACUAAAUUAAAAAAAACAAGAUGACAGUUUCUUCUCGACAUGAAGCUUUUUAUGACAAAAAGCAGUUUGGUGUUGUGCAAGGAGAGACUUUUCUUUGUCCAGCUGUGCCCCUUUUGACACCCUCCCACUCUUUUUGGUGUCCCCACAGCAAGGAUGCCAAAAGUGAUAGACAACGGUGCGUUUGACAAACAAAUCGUGCCAAAGUGCACAGACCUGUGCUACUUGGUGGAGACAGCCCCGUCAUCUUUUUAAUGACAAGACCUUCGUGGAUUGGUCGCACUUAAUAUGAAGCAAAUGACGACAAGCACCUUUAGCACAUUGUGUAAUUAUGACAAAAGCGCAAGAGCUUGCUAGUAAGACAUAUUUUGAUUACAUUGGGAGUGUUUGUCUCCCCCCCCCCACCACUAAGUGUUGGGUGGCACAGGUAGCUAGCUAUUCAUUAUAUUGAGUCACCCCGGCAAUCUGCUCGGGUCGGGCAGGAUGGGAUGCCAGAGGUGAUGGAACACAGUUAUCAGGAGACGGAGCCGUCUUUCCUGCUAUUGUCUCCUUUUAAAAGACAAGCCUUCCUCCGCCAUCCUCAUCCUCUUAUGGAGAGCUGAUUAAUAUUUAACGUAAUUUCAGUGACAGGAAGCAAAAGAUUUAAAUAAUGUUUCGCCUUGUCUGAGUGACGAGAAAAAGCUCUUUGCUAUUUCGGAUUUAGUUCCUAUUUAUAUGAUAUUUCUGUGUAUUUUCUGAACUUCCUAUAGUGUCUGAGAGGAAACAAUACUAUGUACUGUAUUAUAAUAAUAAAAAAAUUCAAACAUUGA